Messenger RNA from Pediculus humanus corporis (human body louse), 438 nucleotides. RefSeq lists its product as uncharacterized. The coding region runs from base 1 to 438 and encodes 145 amino acids. Gene Ontology annotation, molecular function: growth factor activity. The transcript is spliced from 3 exons. The record is from RefSeq and is a predicted model, not a curated record. Lineage: Eukaryota; Metazoa; Arthropoda; Insecta; Psocodea; Pediculidae.
AUGGUUGUUAAUUUAACAAUUCGUUCGAUCGACUUCAGAUCGAGGCUGAACAUAUAUUCUGAACAUGCUGGAAGGUACCUUUGUUUUAAUAAAAGCUGGAAAUUAGUCGGAAUGCGUGAUAAAAGAAGAAAAGGUGCCAUGUGCGAAUUUUUAGAGACGGUGGAAUCAAGAGGUUACAGCAGGUAUCGUUCGAUAGCAAACGGUACACAUUUUCUCGCAUUUAAUUCGAAGGGUAAACCGUUAAGGUAUAAUCCACGUUUAUCAAUGGGAUACGAAGAAAAUUGUAUAAACUUUGUUAAAAUCGACGUGAGUUUUAACAUAACGAGACACAAUUCAAAAUUAUCCGGCGGAAGUAAUCAAAUACCGGAUAUAACGCGAUGGUAUUACAAGGACAGCACACAUUCGAGACGGCACAAGGGAAGAAAACGAAAAGCAUGA